GGGUAUCAAGCCCAGUUACAGCAGAACCUGAUGUACCUAGCAAGAAUUGCUGAUGCACAACCACAAGGAACCACAAUGCCUUCUCAAAUGCCCCAGCAACAGCAGCAGCAGCCUGCAAUAAAGCAAGAGCAGUACAUGCAGCCAUCUCAAGUUGCUAUGCUUCAACAACCAAUGUUCUUCAAUCAGAAGCUCCCUUUCCAAAUGAAUGAUCAGCAGGAGCAACAGCUGCCUCCACAUCUCCAACAGCAACAUUUCCUCCAAGGACAAAUGAGACCGAGUGCCACUGAUGGAGAUUCUGAUGCAUGAAACCAGCUGGUGCUCACUGCCUUGAAUGUUUAUAGUUUAAGGACUUAAUGGAGAACUAGUACAACUACACCCAUCUAACUUCUUUUUCUUUUAUGCAGGCUGUCUAGUUAAUAUCUC
This is a messenger RNA of Populus euphratica (Euphrates poplar), 423 nucleotides long. Its product is annotated as nuclear transcription factor Y subunit beta-like. The record is from RefSeq and is a predicted model, not a curated record. Lineage: Eukaryota; Viridiplantae; Streptophyta; Magnoliopsida; Malpighiales; Salicaceae. The transcript has 2 exons. Bases 31 to 306 code for a protein of 91 amino acids.